AAGUUUGUGACUUUGAGGCAGAUAUGUGUGGCUACACACAACUGCCUCUCCUGUUCUAUGGAAUUACACUACUCAGUGCAGACCAUUUUGGAUUACCUGUGAUCACACCACUGGCUCAGAAACAGGCCACUACAUAACACUCUCAGGCUCAGGUGGACCAAAUGAUGUAGCAUCAGUGCUAUCACCCAUGUAUGCAGUCUCCUCAGGUGAGUGUCUACAGUUCUACUACCACCUUCAUGGCAACAAUGGAGGCUCCUUAAAAGUCCAGCUGCACAUCAGUGCUGGUGCAUCUGUGAUCUUGCAAGCCCAGGGCGAGCAAGGUGAUCAGUGGAAGAAGGCUCAGGUCACAUUAAAAACCAUCAGUAGCUACCAGAUUUCCUUUGAUGCUCAGAUGGGUCCAGGGUCAGGUGAUGUUUCUGUGGAUGACAUCACUAUCCUGCCUUAUCCUUGCCCAUCUCCAGGUUCCUGUGACUUUGAGAGUGGCUUUUGCUCCUUCACUAACUCUCACACAGAUCAGUUUGACUGGAUACGUGGUUUUGGAGCUACAGCUUCACACUUCACUGGACCUAGUGUUGACCACACCACUGGCACUGUGAAAGGCUACUACAUUUUCAUUGAGAGCAGCAACAACCGUCCUGGUGACAAAGCACAACUUAUGAGUGAGACCCUAGACCCCACUCCAGGGAGCUGCUUAGUGUUCUACUACAACAUGAAUGGUGCAGGAAUGGGAUCACUAAAUGUCUACCAGUCAACUAAUUCCAGUCAGAAGCUAAUCUUCACUCAGACAGGUCAUCAUGGUGAUGUGUGGCUGCAGGGAUCUGCAGACAUUAUCUCUGCCACAUCUUACACCGUUAUCUUUGAAGGAGUCAAGGGAGCAAACUACACAAGUGACAUGGCUUUAGAUGACAUCUCAUUAGCACGGGGUACUUGUUCUCAGCAGUCAAUAAGCACAACUGCCACCACUUCAACUUCACCAUCACCACUGCCUGGUCUGAGCUGUGACUUUGAGAAAGGCUUUUGUCAGUGGACCCAAGAUACUACUGACCAGUUCGACUGGACACUACAACAUGGCGCUACUUCCACUUCCAACACAGGUCCCAUAUUUGACCACACACGAGGAAAUGUCCAAGGUUACUAUGUGUAUAUUGAAACUUCUCAGCAUGAUGCCAAUGACUCAGCCCGCCUUAGGAGUCAAACAUUCAGUACCUCCGGGCCCACAUGUGUGACCUUUUGGUACCACAUGUAUGGUGCUGAUGUGAACCAGCUGAACUUGUAUCUUGGGAGUCCUGGACAACUUGGUACUAAAAUCUGGACAAAGUCUGGCAACCAAGGCUUCAUGUGGCUGUAUGCUGAGGUUGAAGUAGGGGCUGUUUCUUCAUCACAGCUUAUAUUUGAGGCUUUGCGAGGUAGUGGCUUCAUGGGUGAUAUAGCACUGGAUGAUAUCAUUGUCCUGAAUGGAGCAUGCCCUGCACCAGCAUUUUGUGAUUUUGAGGACACCCAAAUGUGUGGUUAUACACAGUCACUAAGUGAUCAGUUUGACUGGACUUUGAAGUCUGGGCAUACUGCCUCUACAGGAACAGGUCCUGCAUAUGAUCAUACUUACACCACAGCUCAAGGUCACUACAUGUAUAUGGAUGCUGGGAGUCCCCACAUAGCUGGUGACAAUGCAGUAAUACUCAGCAAACCUUACAACCCAACUUCAGGAAGCUGCCUAUCUUUCUGGUACUACAUGUAUGGGGAAAAUGUCGGGACUUUAUUUGUGAUAAUUGCUCCUGUGGGCCAACAAGUUCCACUAUCAUCAUGGACUUUAGAUGGAGACCAAGGUGCCCAGUGGAACCUGGCUGUUCUCAGUAUUCAAAGCAUAGACAAAUUCCAGAUAAUGUUUAAAGGUACUGUUGGGAGUGUUGUUAUUGGAGGGAUUGCACUGGAUGACAUCCGUGUUACACCCACAAGCUGUCUUGCUUUGGCAGACUGUGAUUUUGAGCAGGGUGGGAUCUGCAGCUGGACCCAAAGUAAAAGUGACAACUUUGAUUGGGUUGUAAGCAGUGGAGAGGCAGGGUCCUUGUACACUAGGCCUUCUAGUGACCAUACAACAGGAACACCAAGUGGGGAGUACAUCUACUUGGAUUCAAGCGCCCCACAACAUCCAGGGGAUACAGCAGUUUUGACAUCUCAGAUACUUCCCUUCCAUUCUGAGAUUCUCAACUAUUGUUUCACAUUUUGGUAUUACAUGUCACGCAACACCGUUGGCACUUUAAAUGUCAGCUAUACCAUCCUUCCUGGACAUCCUGUGACUGGUUUUUCUCUUACUGGUAACCAGGGAAACUCCUGGAUCCAAGGGUUUUUGGACAUUCCUACACCAUUUGGAGCUUUUUUGCUGUCCAUAACUGGGUCAUUGGGCAAUGGUUAUCGAAGUGACAUCGCACUGGAUGACUUCAGGGUUUAUCCUUACACCUGCUCACAGGUUAAACUGUCCAUAAAUGCCUCCAGAACCUUCAUGUGCAAUGAUUCGGCCAACACAACAAUUACACAAGACAAAGUCUGCAACUUUAUUAGAGACUGUCCACUUCCAUACUUAGACGAAGCCAACUGUGGGGACUGUAACUUCCAGUAUGAUAACUGCCAGUGGACAAUCGACAGCAAUGGCAGUUGGCAGUGGAGCUCAGGGAGUGGCCAGUCACAUGAAAAUAACUCUGCUCCCAUGUUUGACCACAGUGGCAGCCCUACAGAAAAAUUCCUGUACCUAGUCAGGGGGUAUGGCACACAAAGUUCUUUUUCUGACAUGUACAGUAUUCAGUUUGGUCCCUGCAGUUCUACUUGUCAGAUGCAGCUGUACUACUAUAUUUCUGGACAAGCCUCUCAACUAAAAGUCCUGCUGCAACAAGGUGAGGAGAUGUCACUUCUGUGGUCACCUCCUCUACAAGGUGGUGGCAAGUGGAUGCAGGUCACAGUUGACAUAUUGCGUGUGUCUACACCGUUCAGGAUACACCUGCAGGGAUAUAUGGAUUCAAGUGAUAGCAUCGUGGCAGUGGAUGAUGUCCAGUUUAUAAACUGCAAUUUUCCAGUGCCAGGGAACUGCAACCUCAGUCAGAUUCAGUUCCACUGUCAGAGCACAGCCUGUGUCCCCAUGGCAGCUGUUUGUGAUUUCACUGAUGAUUGUGGUGAUGGCAGUGAUGAAGUUUCUUGCAGUACAUAUCCUUCACGCACAGACUUUGAGCAAAGCCUGGGAACAUGGUACAAUGACCAGUCUGGAUCAGACAACUUUGACUGGACCCGUACACAUGGUUCAACCAGCACAAGUAAUACUGGUCCCUCACGAGACCACAGUAGAGGAACAUCUAGUGGCUACUAUGUGUACAUAGAGAGUUCUGUUCCAAGGAAACCAGGUGACAAAGCUUGGCUUGUGAGCACUAAUGCCUUUAAUCCCACAUCAGGAUCAACAUGUAUUUUGCGUUUCUACUACCACAUGUAUGGAAAAACUAUUGGAAGUCUUAAUGUGUACACUCGGACAUCUCUUCUUGGUGGCUUAAAGCAGAUUCUCUCACUUUCUGGUAACUACGGUGAUGCAUGGAUGCGCGAAGAUGUGAUUCUUCAAGAGACAGAGGAAUUCCAGAUUGUCUUUGAGGGAGAGGUGGGCUAUGGUUAUCUAGGUGAUAUUGGUAUUGAUGACAUCUCCAUGACACCAGAUUGUCAUGUGUCCACAGAAUUGCUACCGACAGGCAUUUCUCCGCUGCCAACUGAGCCUUCUCCUUGUUCAGCAAAUCAGUUUGCUUGUGAUGGCAAUCACUGCAUCCCAAACUCCCAAGUGUGUGACUUUCAGCAGCAGUGCAGUGAUGGCAGUGAUGAGCUCAUGUGUGGUGACUGCUCAUUUGAAAAUAACCUCUGUGGAUGGAGAGAUCACAGCUCAGGACAGUUUGCCUGGGUCAGAAUGCCAUCUAACAACAGUGCCUCAACUGGAGGGCCCUCCUCUGAUGCUGAUGGUUUUGUAGGAGGUGGUCAGUACAUGCUAGUACAGCCUACUAUGGGUGUGACCAAAGACCGAGCCAAACUAGUGUCUCCUGUAUUCAAUGCUUCAGGCUCCACAUGUCACAUGGCUUUUCAAUACCAUAUGUUUGGUAUUAGUGCAGGGAGUCUGAUGAUCCUCCUUCAGAAAGCUUCAGACAUUGGCACAGAGAAUGGCAUUGAUCUAUGGCACCAUACAGACAAUGCUGGAAACACCUGGCAGUACUACUCUGUUGAUAUAGGACAGAUUGACUAUCCCUUUGUGGUCACAUUUACAUCGCUUCCUAAUCCUGGGUUUGGUGCCUAUGAUGUAGCAGUUGACAACGUUGACUUUCGUGGAUUGCCAGUAUGGUUUGAAUGACACAGGUUUAAGCAUCAACUGCACCUUUGACAAUGGACUGUGUGACUUUUUUGAAGUCCGAACUGAUAAUUUUGAUUGGAUAUGGACCAAUCAGAGCACACCAACAAUAGGAACAGGACCUGACCGUGAUCACACUUCAGGCACAG
Messenger RNA from Pomacea canaliculata, 4509 nucleotides. RefSeq names its product MAM and LDL-receptor class A domain-containing protein 1-like. The transcript has 29 exons. NCBI's taxonomy places the organism in Eukaryota, Metazoa, Mollusca, Gastropoda, Architaenioglossa, Ampullariidae. The coding region runs from base 188 to 4363 and encodes 1391 amino acids. Gene Ontology annotation, molecular function: protein binding. Gene Ontology annotation, cellular component: membrane. The record is from RefSeq and is a predicted model, not a curated record.